UCAGUAAAUGUUGUAGUUGUUGUUUCUUGUAUACACAUUUUCGACUCACUCUUGACUGUUAAAUAUGUGUACGACUAUAUUAUAUAUAUAUUAAAGUUUUCCGAGAAAACAAUUAUUAUAUUUUACCCUCGACGGUCGGUGUGCGGUUAUCGGCAGUGGUUAACUUCUCAAUUCUCCAUUCGUUCGAAAUGGGCAGCGGUCUAUGUAGAAAGAGAGGCCAAAGACCGGGGGCUGUACAGGAGUUUGACGGAUUAUACCGAAAGAUCGUUUUCAAUUAUGCCAAAAAGUGGACGCAAUACUCAGACAAACAUAAGAAGAGUGAAAAAAAAAAUAAGAGCAGGAGGAAGAAACCGAUUAUCAGCGGACCGUUUCCGGCAGAUCCGGACCGAUUGCACGGCGACAAAUGGCAGUAUGUGAUACUGACGCGGUUGGACACAGAACCACCGCCCGAACGACCGCCGCGGACUAAACGACGCCAACGGCAAGAGAAUAUGGCUAGCAGUGGCGUCUGCAGCGGCAUCGUCCGUUGGGGAUCGGAGCGGCGGCAGUCGUUCGGUCGCAGACGACAACCAAAGCAGGAGUUGUCCACCGACGAGCCAACGGAAUCGAUGCUGUUCCGACGAGUCGUUGGCGACGGUGGCGGAACAGGCAAAAGUGCGGUGGCGGUGGUAACGGCUGCUGUGAAUAAAAAAGCAUCGCCGGCUUUCGACGUGUCCGUCGAUAAGUCAUCGCUGUGGGUCGUUUUGUGGUCGGGCGCCAUCGUCGCCGGUCGGACAUACGCUGCCCGACGAAACGGUUUGCUGAAAUCUAUCGCCCGAACCAAUGCGAUGGCUGACGAUUUGUUGUCGUAACGUUAAUAUAAUAUUGUCAGAAAUUAUGGUAUAACGUAUAACCGACUGUUUUAAAAUAAUAUUUUUGUACUAAUAACACUAUUAAUAUUUCGUGACCAUCCAAACGCGUAAUGUAUAAAUACAAUAAUAGGUAUUAUAUAACCUACGGCGUAUUUAUUUAAUCGAUUUUUUCAAAAUUCACUGCGGAUUAUCCAGUUUUGUUUUAUUUAUCAUCACAAUAUUGUCUUUAUUGACAAAUCAAAAUUAAAUCAGCAUUUGAAAAUACGUCCGAUGUUAAUUUGAUUGUCUGUAGAUAAUCAGAUCUAACCAACGGGUUAUGCAAGGAGCGCUGCAUUACUGAAUUUACUGAUAGUAGUUAUGUAUAGGUAUAAGUACAUGGUAAAAAUAAGGAAAUGCAUUAUGCCUAUAUACCUACUUAUAUCAUUAUAUUUUGGUUUCCAAACUCAAAUUAGGUUUGACAUCCGAAAAAAAUAUCUAAUAUAAUAUAUUAUAAAUUGCAAUAAUAAUAAAAGGCAACCAUAUAACUCUAUUGUCAUAUUAUAAAAUCUCAUCUUGCCUAACGUGCCGAUUUUAUACUCGUAUUAUCCAAAUACACGUUGAAGGAGAAAUCUUACUAUCGAGUUCAAUUUAAGUGCACACUCGGCGCAUUUGAACGCCAUAAAAACUGAACGCAAAACAGUUCAACGAUUUAUCCGGUAAUAACAUAGCGAAAGAAAAAAUAUAUAAAUAAAGUGGUAAUGUAAUGCCGAAAAUCCUCCUAGCGCAGUGUUUAUGACUUCCGCGGCUCGACGGAUGAUACUUCCGGUGUGUUAAAGCCAAGUCGCCUUGUCAUCAUUUCAAAAACAGGUCGUUCGAUUCAAGCGGAAAGGCAAGAGAAGAGGGUGAAAAUAAAUAUAUUUAAAGGUUUGACGCUAUGUAAUGGCUCCAUUCGAUAUGCGUAUAUAGUAUAAAUAAAUAACAUAUAAUAUAUUAUACAGAUCGUAUACUUUCGUUUUCCAAUUUUAUUCACCAUUCUAUAUGUCCCAUUAUUACUACGACAUCGAUGAAAAAUGGGUUCAUACAAUGAUAAUUAACAAGUAUAUAUGGUUUCUGAGGAAUUUCUAUGCGUAUUUAUUCAAAAAAAAAUCUUUUCAUAUAUUAAAAAUGAUUUUAUGGACGAUUUUGUAUAGAAUUGUAAGUUUUCAUAAAUUAACACCCAUUUAGUCAAAACUUA
This is a messenger RNA of Rhopalosiphum maidis (corn leaf aphid), 2064 nucleotides long. RefSeq lists its product as uncharacterized. Bases 189 to 851 code for a protein of 220 amino acids. Lineage: Eukaryota; Metazoa; Arthropoda; Insecta; Hemiptera; Aphididae. The transcript has 3 exons. The record is from RefSeq and is a predicted model, not a curated record.